Odobenus rosmarus divergens (Pacific walrus) is the source of this 1063-nucleotide messenger RNA. Its product is annotated as neuronal membrane glycoprotein M6-b-like. The coding region runs from base 269 to 1063 and encodes 264 amino acids. Gene Ontology annotation, cellular component: plasma membrane; myelin sheath. The record is from RefSeq and is a predicted model, not a curated record. NCBI's taxonomy places the organism in Eukaryota, Metazoa, Chordata, Mammalia, Carnivora, Odobenidae. Gene Ontology annotation, molecular function: structural constituent of myelin sheath. The transcript is spliced from 7 exons. Gene Ontology annotation, biological process: central nervous system myelination; axon development.
GGGCGCAGGAUGGCCGUGUUCUAACUGGGAUCCUCGCUGACGUGUGGCCGCCGGCUCCUUGGCAGCUGUCUUUUUGGACCAGUAGGCAGAGGGGAAAUUGACGCUGACGAGCCUUUUGCAUCUUGGAAGGGACUGCAAUCUACUGUAGUGAAGAACAGAACCUCUCAAUCACACGGUGUAAAUAAGAGACGGAGGGGAGUCCAAAAGAAAAGGAAGAGGGGAAAAGUGUGUGUUGGGGGAGCGGGGAAAAGCAUUUUUGGUGGAUGGUAUGAAGCCAGCCAUGGAAACUGCAGCCGAGGAAAAUACUGAACAAAGCCAAGAGAGAAAAGGCUGCUUUGAAUGCUGCAUCAAGUGUCUGGGAGGAGUCCCCUAUGCCUCUCUUGUGGCCACCAUCCUCUGCUUCUCUGGGGUCACCUUGUUCUGUGGCUGUGGGCAUGUGGCCCUUGCAGGCACUGUGGCAAUUCUUGAACAACACUUCUCCACCAACACCAGUGACCAUGCCUUGUUCAGCGAGGUAAUACAACUGAUGCAGUAUGUCAUCUAUGGGAUUGCGUCCUUUUUUUUCUUGUAUGGGAUCAUUCUGUUGGCAGAAGGCUUCUAUAUCACAAAUGCAGUGAAGGAGCUGCAUGGCGAGUUUAAAACAAGUGCCUGUGGCCGAUGCAUCAGUGGAAUGUUCGUAUUCCUCACCUACAUGCUGGGAGUGGCCUGCCUGGGCAUGUUUGGUUUCUCCACCGUUCCCGUGUUUAUGUUCUACAACAUUUGGUCAACUUGUGAGGUCAUCAAAUCCCAGAUCAAUGGCACGACAGCUGUGGAGCAGAUCUGCGUGGAUAUCCAACAAUACGGUAUCAUUCCUUGGAAUGCUUUUCCAGGAAAAAUAUGUGGCUCUGCUCUUGAGAACAUCUGCAACACCAAUGAGCUCUACAUGUCCUAUCACCUGUUCAUUGUGGCCUGCACUGGAGCUGGUGCCACCGUCAUUGCCCUGCUGAUCUACAUGUUGGCUACUACCUAUAACUAUGCCGUCUUGAAGUUUAAGAGUCGGGAAGAUUGCUGCACUAAAUUCUAA